Molecule: messenger RNA, 413 nt
Organism: Caenorhabditis sp. 36 PRJEB53466
Lineage: Eukaryota; Metazoa; Nematoda; Chromadorea; Rhabditida; Rhabditidae
Source: the annotation of a GenBank genome assembly
AUGGCCCUUCCCGAGGAGGAUGUCCAUAUGAUCAUCAAACAGGUUUGACCUCAAAAACUCCAGAUGAAUUAUUAAAUUUAACAUCCAGGUGCUCGAUGAGGUCAUUGGCCCAAAUGCCGUCUAUACGCACAAAGAUAGCGUGCAAUGGAAUCAGAAGGCGGUCGAGCAGAUUACGAAAAAGCUUGUGGCCGCCGGAAAGCCGUACAAGUAUAUUGUGACCUCGUCGUUCCUCCAAAUCGCGAACGGUUCCGGCCUCAACGUGUCCACCAUUAGCUACUGGAAUAAGGUUACGGAUAGUGAGUGCGCCUGUCGGCUCGGCUCGGAAAAACCCUCUUUUUUCAGCCUCUUACAUGUACAGAUGGGAAGCGAAGGCGAUGCUGGCAAUCGUCUACGUUUUCGCCAUCCAAAUCUAA